UUCGGCGCACCGUCGCCCGCUACAUGAUGGCUGCCCUCAUCCUUAUUCUCCGCUCAUGCUGCGUCUCCGUCAUGAAAAGAUACCCCACCAUGGAACAUAUUGUCAAAGCAGGUUUUCUGACACAAAAUGAGGUGGUAGAUUUCGAGAACGUCAACUGCAAGUACCACAAGUUCUGGGUGCCACUGGUCUGGGCCAACACUGUCAUCACAAAUGCCAGGAGGGAAGGCAAGAUCACAAGUGAUUACGGCUUCCGACUCUUAAUAGAGCAACUGGCCGAUUUUCGCGACAGGUGCUCGAUCUGCUUCGUGUUCGACUGGAUCACAAUCCCGCUGGUUUACACUCAGGUCGUGACAUUGGCGGUCUACAUCUUUUUCGGUGGCUGCCUAAUCGGCCGUCAGUACGUGGAUAAUGACAAGGAUGAAAUUGACCUUUACGUGCCCGUGUUCACACUGCUGCAGUUCCUCUUCUAUAUGGGUUGGCUCAAGGUAGCAGAGCAGCUCAUUAAUCCAUUCGGAGAGGAUGAUGACGACUUUGACAUGAACUGGCUUCUCGACAGACAUUUUGGGGCGGCAAUGUGCUUGGUUGACUACUGCCACCAGGUGGUUCCUGAUCUCGUGAAGGACAUUCACUUCAACGAAAUUGUCACGGAGGAUCUGCCGUACACCGAGGCCUCCAUGGCUUCACGCAGACCCAAUUUUAUGGGAUCCACGUACAAUUUAGCGCGACCGAGUUUAGUUCAGCAGCGUCUUGUGUUGAACCCAGAAGCAUACGACCUAAACCACACUGGUUUUGCCGGUUUGCACCGCCGCUCAACAGCCCAAGGGGAUUCCAACUGGAGCCUCUUCCGACAUAAAGAGAGUCUGCAGAUAGCCGACUCUCAAACUAACCUAAAUGUCAAUCCGCUUCCCAACGGUAAUUCAGGCUACGGACCUCUUGACGUUUCCAUGACAUCACUCAUGCGAGCCGGUCGGAGCGAGCGGGCGGGGAGCGUCGACAGUCGAAUGAGUGAUACAAGCUUUCUCUCAGCACGUGGGUCACUUCCCACAAACGAGCUUCCAGAAUACGUCCCCUUACGACGCGCGCGUCAUUCCGUUGGGGAAGUUCCCCACAGGCCCCUUAAGCGGGCCAUCGACGGCGAAAGAGAGCAGAGAUGGGGUUUCCCGAUGAACCUUUUUCACCGGAAGGGUUCUAAAUCUACCAAUGAAGACAUCGUGACGGGGCAGUCACAUUCGUCUGAUAAUAAUAACGACGAUAAUUCGCCGCUAGUAUCACCGCCUGCGUUAAACAAAGGGGGUCGCUUCCUUGUGGAGAAGGUAUCCGGCGACGUGGAUGCCUCUAAGCAGACGCACAACAAGCAUAUCCUGGACAAGCAAAUGAUCCACAUGCCUGUUUUCCGACCGCCAUACCUGUCCGUGAUUGACGAGGGAAGCACCGUCAGGAGCGUUACGGACCUUACUUCAUCUGUGUCGUCAUCAAAUGAAGAAGUAGCCCACAAUGGAGACUCAGAAAUACCAACAGUCAUCGUCGAGGAAGACGAGAAGCAAGAUGACGUGUUUCCGCUUUCAGUGAAAUCGGAAAAGGCAAGCCAAGCAGCUUACAGUAAACAAAGCGAUUCGAAUGCUAUUAAGAUACAAAAUGAUGGAUAAAUAGUGCGUGUUAAAUGUUCACUUAUUUUAGUUGAAUAACUACGCUCUAACAAAUAUUCAGAGAAUACAACAAAUACAAAAACCAUAGUUGUAUUUUAUGUGGAUUAAGUGAUAUUCCAUACAUUUUUCUGAUCUUAAGUGUGUGAACAUAUGGGUUAAAAUAUAGAACGAUAUGUGUAUUUGCACAUAUUUCAGAAACAUGUUUACAUGAAGCAAACACACAUUGUCUUAACCUUUAGAAAAGAAAAGUAUAAUUCGAUAUAUAUUUUUCCAACUUCGACCGAUGUCGUCUGCUAAGUGACAGAUCAUAAGAUCAGGGUGCCGGAUCAACGGGGUUUACACGCGGGCUAGACAGAAUGAAAACACACCGUUAAGAACGAUAUUUUUGCAAAUAUCUCAAGUUAUUGAAAUAUGUUUGCAAAAAUCUUAAGUGCAUAAAAGACCAUUUUUCUUGCAGUCUGUGCUAAUAUCUUAAGAUUUAAGAAUUUAUUAUUGAAUACGUCUGAAAUCGGUGCCAAAAUUUCACGUUGCGUGCAGCAUAACCGUGUAUAAGAUUGGCUGUAAACAUGGAUUUUUUGGCCAAUAACACAUGUUUAAAUAAAGUAAUUUCGAUGUUUUUCACAUUGACGCAUAAAAACACAGUCUUUUAUGCACUAGUUGAAAAAGUUAUUUAAAAAGCAACACUUACCGGUGUGUUUACAAAGCAACACUUACCGGUGUGUUUACAUCCAUUAACAUCCAUUUGUAAACCCCAUAAAGUCAAGUGACCCUCAAUAACCAUAAAAAGGCUUUCAUUAAUUAAAGUGUAGUACCGUAUACAACUGGCUUGGUCUAGUUUACACAAUGUUAACUAGUUGUUAUUUUGAACACAUUUGUCGCUGAUUUACAUGAGGUAUACGUACACAUUCAAAUAACCAAAAUCCAUGCGAUAAUGUAUUGUCAUUUAAAUUAACCCAUUUAUGCCUAGUGGACUCUUCCAUCCUUUAAAAUUGGAUCAAUUUAUUACCAAAAUUAGGGAUGUCUAGUAUAUUUAUUUCUAUAUUUAGAAAAUUUCUUAAUGGACUUCCUUUAAGCAAACAGCAAAGACCCUGAUGAGACGCCGCAUCAUGCGGCGUCUCAUCUGGGUCUACGCUGUUUGCCAGGGCCUUUUUUCUAGACGCUAGGCAUAAAUGGGUUAAAGUGAAAUGAAUUUUAUUUUCAAUAUGCGAAUUUAUACAUGAAACAAGCGCAUAACAAUUAUACAUGGCUAGGUCAGGGGCGGGAGAUUGAGAACUAGACCUAUUAGAGAUUUGUCAACCACCUGUUAUUAUUGUUCAAAGCCCACGAAUGUGAAUUGGUGUUUAGAUGUGCAUUUAAAUAAUCAGACUACGUUUGCUCUUUGUACUCAUAUUUACAACAAGCGAUGUAGGUAUAUGUUAUCAUGAUCUUGUUACACAUAAUAUGUCAUGUACAUUCCAAUAUAUGUUCAUUUGUCAAGAAUGAUUAUUCACGCUUCGAUGAAUCGAGUCUAUGUUUACUUAAAGUGUUUAUUUCUACGACAAAUAAGGCAAAUUGAUAGAAAAUGUCUGUUUUCUAUGUUUAUGAAGAAUGGAAAACUGAACGACAAUCCGAAAUAAGCCAACCACUCAUGCGAACUUUAAUCAUGCUAGUCUAUGAAAUAUUGAACAGUUAUGGAGAAAUAAUUCUCAAUUUGUUUUUACAAGCCUUACUAUUGACUAUUUGUUUGGG
This is a messenger RNA of Dreissena polymorpha, 3374 nucleotides long. RefSeq names its product bestrophin-4-like. Gene Ontology annotation, molecular function: chloride channel activity. The transcript is spliced from 11 exons. NCBI's taxonomy places the organism in Eukaryota, Metazoa, Mollusca, Bivalvia, Myida, Dreissenidae. The record is from RefSeq and is a predicted model, not a curated record. Bases 24 to 1646 code for a protein of 540 amino acids.